AGUACUAAUUGAUAAUACAAAAAAUUAAUCAAGAUUUAGUCAAUACAUAUUUACAUUAUGACUAUCAUAUAUAAAACAGUGUUAUAUAUAUUUUAAUAUAAAAAGCAAUAAAAAAAAAACAGAUUGAUAAUAGUGAUAGUGGCUCCAUCAUCCCCAGGUUAAUUUUUUUUACUCCGGUGCAUCCAAUUGAUGCAGCUGAUAUGUCAUUUUCUAUCAAUGAUAAUUAAGUGAGAUAAAAAUAAUUUACUAUUGCGCGCAUGUGUAUUAUUUUGUUGUUGUUGUUUUUAUUAUUAUUGUAAUAUAUAUCAACAACACACACACCCACACAUAUCAUAAUCAUAAAAAUAAUAAAUUCAAUUUAAAGAUGGCUGCAUCACCACCACCACUGGAUUUCUGUGUCACGUAAAAGAACAUAUUUUUUUUUCUCCUAAAAAAUUCAUCUGGACCUUGAGAGUAUUUAUUAAUAAUAGUGUCUUAUAAUAUUAUAAAUAUAUUAUUAAAUAAUAAAUUAUCUCUAGUUGAUGUGAUAAAUUAACAAUAAUUAUUUAUUAUGAACUAAAUUUUUUUUGACAAGUUGUCAAGUAUGAAUUGUCAUCAAAUAUUGAGUGGUGCCUGCAAUGCAGGAGAUCGCUGUUAUGCUGUAGGUUCUGUCGAGGGUAUAUCAUUUACAGCAUAUGCAGCUGGUUGUAAUAUUGUUAUUCUUGCAAGUAAUUUUGAAAGAGUACAAAUAAUUCCUGGUGCUGUUCAUAAUUACAUCAGAAUAAGUUGUUUAGAUUGCAGUACAGAUACUGGAAAAAUAGCUGCUGCAUAUGAAAAUCAAAUUUGUAUAUUUGAACCAACACCACUCAUACAUACCACUUGUUCUCAUCAAUUGGAGUACAGAUGGGUUCAAACAGGAAGUCUUCAAACAGAAUUUCACAUCACAUCAUUGUCAUGGAAUCUCGAAGGUACUCGUCUACUAACUGGUGGCGAACUUUUACAACUUUGGCAUCAAAAUAUACAACCAUUUCAUGAUGAUCAUCCAACUGUUGUUACAUUUUCAAUUGGUGGUGAGGCUGAAAGUCCUCUUCCAAAUGACACAAAUCCAAUGAAUGAACCUGGUGGAUGGAAUUGUGUAUGGAAAUGUCGAACUGCAACACCAGUUCAUCUCAUGAGUUUUAGUCCAGAUGGUACAUUAUUUGCAACAACUGGACUCAAUGAUAGACUAGUCAAAAUAUGGUUUGAAAAUAAAAAUCUUUUUCCAUUGAGAGGUGUAGAUCAUCAUGGUUGUUUUGGUACAUCAAUACCAAAUGACAGUUAUAGUUUUGUUUACAUAGCACAUCCACGUGCUGUGACACAUUUAUCAUGGAGAAAAACAAGCAAAUACAUGCCAAAGGGAUCAGUAUCAAAUAUGCUGGUGACAUCGUGUCGUGAUAAUAUAUGUCGUGUUUGGGCUGAAACAAUACCACCAGAAAUUGAGGGACUUGCUAAUAUGAGUCAAUUUGAAGGAUCAGAUAGACAUCAUCAUCAUGGUAAACGUCAUCAUUCAAUGCACAAACAUAGAUUUAUGCAACGAUUAAAACACAUGAAAACUUGUUUUCAUAUAAGACGUCAUGCUAAACAACAACAUCAAGCUGGUCAUUCAGCACCAACAUUACCAACAUUACCAUCAACAUAUUCUGUUCAUGAUUUUCAUAAUAAUUAUCAAAGUACAGGAGGUCAUUUUCCAGGCAUGCACUUUCAUUUAGCAGCUAGUAUUAAUGCUGAAACUGAUAUACCAUUAGUACCAAGUCUCAUUACUGAUGAUCCUGAAAGAGAACCAAAUUUUAUAUUACAUUGGUUAAAUAAUAAAGAGAUGCAUUUUACAAUGCAAGCUGAAAAUAUACUACAAGAAUUGACAAGAAAAGUUGUUGAAAAAGAAGAAGGUCUUCAUAAUAAUAAUCAUCAUCAUGAGACUGAUCAUGUUGAGCAUGAUUCAGAGGAUGAACAUACACCAAAAAAAUCAUCAAGGCAUCAAAAUUCUGCAAAACGUACAACUAGUCAAGAUGAUCAUAGCAGUGAUGAACAUCAUACACCACAUACAGGCUCAUCACAUCACAGUUUACCAUACAGUGUUCAUUCACAUGCAAGUUUAAGCAAUACAACAUCAAUAAAUUCAAUAGCAACAGAUGCUGCAUCAUCAAUAAAUCAUGGUCCAGAUUCACUUGAUACAAAAAUAGAAACAUUAUUACGUGAUUGGCAUCAUAAUCCAGAUCUAUUAUUUUCAAUUCAUCCAAUUGAUGGAAGUUUUUUAAUUUGGCAUGUUGAAUGGCUUGAUGAAUAUCAUCCUGGUUCAUUUAGACAAGCACAAAUAUCAUUUUCAACACGUAUACCAAAUGCAUUUCCACUUGGUGAUGCAUCAACAAUGAGUCAUAAUGUAUCAAUGUAUUCACAUAAUACUGGUGGUCCAUUAUUAAGUAUACGUGAAGUUGCUAAAUCAUCAGCAAAAUCAAAUGAACAUAAUGAAAUAUUAACACCUCUACCAAGUGUUAUUGAACAAGAUGAAGAUCAAUCAACAUUAACAUCAAAAGCUGGACAAGAAUUUAUACAAAGUGUUAGAAAUUAUACUGAUCAAAAACAAAAUAAUGCAUCAAUGCAAAAUAAUACUAGUGGUGGUGGUGCUGGUAAUGCUGCAAAUAAUGCUGCUGAUAUAUCAAAAAAUAAUCAAGAUGUUGUUAAUGAUUUUUUAGCUCAUCCAAGUCCAAUUGUAUCAAUGGUAUCAAAACAUUCAAAUGGUACAUUAAAUUUAUGGCAAUUAACAUUUGCUGAUAAAACAAAAUUUUCACAAGUAUUAAGUAUUGGACAUGCUUGUCGUGCAUCUGGUCAUCGUUUUCGUGUUAAUGAUAUAACAUGUCAUCCAGUAUUACCAUUAUUAGUUACAACAUCACAUCAUAAUAUACCUGAAUUUAAUCCGAAUAAUUCAGAUGUUAGUAAUGAUAAUGAUAAUGUCAAUAAUAAUGAUAAUAAUAAUUGUCAAAAUAAUAAUAAUAAUAAUGAUAAUAAUAAUUUACGUAAUAAAGAAAUUAUGUCAGCAACUGGUUUUUGUAGUGAAUUAAUACUUUGGCGUGUUGAUGCUGUUGGUCCAUUAUCAAAAAGUGGUGGUGUUUCUGAAUUGGCACGUAUUAAUUCACCUGAAAUAUCAGCAUUUAGUAAUGUUGCAUGGAUACCAACAUUAUUACCAAGUACAACACUUGGUAAUUUAUCAAAUUCUCCAAGUGCCUGUUUUGUUGCUAGUGAUGGACAAUGUUUAAGAGUUUAUCAAGCAGUUAUUGAUGCAAGAACGCUACUUGCUGAAGUAUCAAUUAGUGAAAGAAGAAGUAGAAUGAUGGAUUCAAUGGCAAGUAUAUCAACAGAUAUAUCAUCAGAUGAUGGUAUUAGACAUUCAAUACAUGAUCGUAUUAAAAUUGUAUCACAACAAUCAACAGCACGUCCUGGUUGUGUUAUACAACUUGAUGCAAUAUCUGAUGCAACUCAUGAUUGGCAAAAUACACAAUUUCUUCAUGUAUUUCAAGAACAAUUAAUAACUGGUGAAAGAAAUGAUGAAAAAUUACCUGGUAUUGAUACAACAGCAAAUGAUCUUGGUCUUAUGGAAUCAACAUUAGAUGCAAUGGUUGAUUUACAACAAUCAUCAAUAUUUGAAGAACCAUUUUAUAUUGUUGUACUUGAAAGAACUCAAAAAGGUACAACAGUACAUAUGUGGCGUUUAGUUAUAGCAUCACAACCAGAAACAAAUGGUUUAACUGGAUCAAUGAUGUAUGUACCUGAUUCACAUUUAGUACAAGAUGAUGAUGAUGAUGGUACACCUGGACGUAGUGGUUUUGAAGGUCGUCGUUCACGUAGACAAAGUCAAAGUGGUAUUGGUAUUAAUACAAGCACAAAUACAAAUACAAAUACAAAUACUACAAAUUCAAAUACAAAUGCUAAUGCUAAUACUGGUAGAAGUCGUCGUUCAAGUCAAGCUGAUUUUGAUCAAUCAUAUUUACAUAGACGACAUCAUAAUAGUCAUGUAUUAAUAACAACAACAAAAGUAUGUACACAAGAAUUACCAUUACCAGAUGGUGUUGAAGUUGUACAUGCUGCACCAGCUGCUGGACAUUUAAGUAGUUCAUCAAUAUAUCCAGCAUGUUUUGCACCUUAUAUUGUUGUUACAGCAUGUAGUGAUAGUACUGUACGUUUUUGGAAAUGUAAUGUUACUAAAAAUAAUAAAAAUAAUAGCGAAAAAGUAGAAGAAGAAAAAGAAAAAGAUGAUGUAUUAUCAUAUGAAUGGAAAGAAUGGGAAAUGAUACGUAAAGAUCAAGAAUCAACAAUUGAUAUAUCUGGACAACCAUUAAAUAUAAGUGCUGCAUAUUCUGGACGUAUUGCAUGUGCAUAUAAAUAUGGUAAAUCAUUUACAAGACCAACAAAAAGUGAUCCAGAUUCACGUUAUGUUAAUUUAUGUGUUGCAAUAUAUGAAUGUGAAAGUACUGGUGGUAGUGAAUGGAUACUUGAAGAUACAAUACAUUUAAAAAAUAUACAUUUACCUAGAAUACAAGUUGAUCAACAUUUAGAUUUGAGUUAUUUAUAUGACAGUAGAUAUUUACAAAAAAAACAAAGAUUAACACAAGUAUUACAAACAUUGAGUCAUGAAGAUAUUAGAUCACCACGUAAUGGUGGUAAUGGUGGUAGUCUUGGUGUUAAUGGUGGUAAUGGUAUUAAUGAUACAAAUGAAAAUUCAAAAACAAAUGCUGGAUUACUUGCUGUACCGUCAUUCAGUACAUUACAAUCAUUACGUAAAUCAAUAAUUGAAAAUGGUAAUACAUGUCCAUUAACACAAAAACAUUUGGUACAACUUGAUUGGGUAUCAAAAGAAGAUGGUUCACAUAUAUUAACUGUUGGUGUUGGUUCAAAAAUUAUGUUAUUUACACCAGUAUGUUCUGAUCUUGCACAAGCAAACAUGAAAGCAAUGAAAGAAUCACAAACAAAUAAUCGUCCAAUAUUACGUAAAACAUCAUCAUUAGCACAACCACAAUUUGUUGAUGAAAUACGUUGGAUGAAAUUACGUAAAAUUAAUUUAACAACUGCUGAUGGUUUACCACCAUUACCAAUGCAAAUAUCAUGGGUACGUGAUGGUAUACUUGUUGUUGGUAUGGAUUCAGAAAUGCAUGUUUAUUCACAAUGGAAACCAAAUCCAAAAAAUGAUUGUACAUCAUCAUCAAGUUUACAACAUCAAGAAUCAGAUGAAUUUCAAGCAAGUAGAAAUUUACGUGAUGAAGAUUUACGUACAUUGGCACAUGAAACAUCACAACGUAGACUUGCAAAUGUAUCAUCAAUGCCACAUUUAUCACGUGUUAGUAGUAUCAAUUUAACAAUGUUAGAUGCUAAAAAAAAACGUUGUAUGCAAAAUAAUGAUAUUGUUAAUUUUGAUUAUAUGCCUGAUUAUGGUUUAUUUGAAGCAUCAAGAAUAGCAUGUCCUGUAUUACCACAAUAUCAUCCAAAACAAUUAAUGGAACUCCUAAAUUCUGGUAAAAUAAGAUGGGUCAAAGCAAUAUUAUCACAUUUAGUUAGAUGUAUAACAUCAUCAUGUUCAAUAAGAGCUGAUGAUGAAAGUUUAAUGAAACAACGUGGUACAUGGACAAGAUCAAGAACAAUGUCUGUAACAUAUGCUGGUACAACAUCACCACUUGAAUCACGUGGUUCAACAACACAAAUACCAGAAGAAUUAACACUUGAUUAUGCUGAAAUAACAUCAAUACCACCAUUACCAUUAUGGACAUUAUUAAUUGCUGAUAAAGAAACAAAUACAACACAAUUACAAAAUGAUGAUAAUAAACAAGAUUAUAAUGUUUUAUUUGAUGGUAAUGUUGAUGAGGGUGAAUCACUUGAUGAUAUGCUUGAUGAAAAUUAUGAUUGUAAAAGACAAAAAGAUCGUAGAUCAUCAGUACCAGAACGUCAAGGUAUAUCACAUUUUGGACCAAGACAAGGAAGAUUAUUAUCACGUUUAUUAACACAUACACAUUUACCUGGUUUAUCAAGUUUAGAUCAAAUGCAUUUACUUGCACUUGCUGAUACUGUAUCAACUUGUAAUGUUGAUUUUGCUGAUAGAUUUGCAAUUGAUGCUGCUAAAACAGCAAUUGCUAAAGAAAAUUUAACUGGUCUACCAGAUGGUGAAACUGUAUCAACAGAUUCACUUGAUGAUUGUGGUUUGCGAUUUUUAUUAGCAAUGAAACAUUAUAAUUAUUUAAUUAAAUGUUUACCACUUGCACAACGUGCACAAUUUCAAAAACAAGGUGUAUCAACAAAUAAUCUUGUAUGGGCAUUUCAUUCAGAAUCUGAAGAAGAGCUACUUGGUCUUAUACCAUCAUAUGCUAAAGGACAACCAAAAUGGUCAAUUUUAAAAGAACUAGGUGUUGGCUGGUGGAUACGUAGUAAUAUUGUGUUGAAAAAAUCCAUUGAAAAAAUUGCAAAAGCAGCAUUUCAGUUGAAUCAAGAUCCACUUGAUGCUGCAAUAUAUUAUCUUGCAAUGAAAAAAAAAAAUUUAGUAUGGGGUUUAUUUAGAAAUAAAAGAGAUGAAAGAAUGACAGCAUUUUUUUCAAAUAAUUUUACUGAAGAUCGUUGGAGAAAAGCAGCAUUAAAAAAUGCAUAUGCAUUAUUGGGUAAACAAAGAUUUGAUCAUGCUGCUGCAUUUUUUUUACUAGCUGGUGCAUUGAGAGAUGCUAUUGAUGUUUGUUUAAAUAAAUUAAAUGACAUACAAUUGGCAAUGAUUAUUGCACGUUUAUAUGAAGAUGAUAUGACAUCAGCCAAUUUAAAAAGAUUAUUGUACGAAGAAAUUCUUGGUUGUGAUGAGAAUGGUAAUAAUCCAGAUAUAAAUAAAGCACAUCCAGAUCCAUUUUUACGUAGUAUGGCAUUAUGGUUGUUAAAAGAUUAUUCUGGUUCAUUAAAUACAUUAUUAUUAACAAAUGUUGGUACAUUACAUUCACAAUAUAAUGAUGAAUCAGAAAAACCAGAAGGUGCAACAGCAAAUCCAAAUGUAUUUAAUUUUUAUGUUUAUUUAAGAACACAUCCAUUAUUAAUAAGACAAUAUAUUGCAUCAACAGCACAAGAUAAAAAAAAAGGUAUGUCAUCUGUUGUAUUAUCUGGUUUUAGUUAUGGUACUGAAACAAAAGGACAACCAGAUAAACAAUUAUUACUUGAAGAUAGUAUAACACCACUUGAAAGACAACUUUAUUUUACAACUGCACAUGCACAUUUUAAAGCUGGUUGUCCAGCACUUGCACUUGAAGUACUAUCAAAGCUACCAAAUAAAGUUAUUGAUACAAGUAUUGAUGAUUCACCAAGUUUAUUAAAUAGUCCAAGUAAAACAAGACCUCUUGAUUCACAAAUUGAUACUGGUAUACUUGGUUGGGAUAGUGAACCAAAUGUCAAAGAAAUUAAUUCAUCAUCAUCAAUUGAUUGGGGUGAUAGCUCAACGCUAGAUUGGUCACAGCCAGUUACUAAAAAAAUUGAUGAUGAUGAUGAUAAAUUUCAAAUAAAAUGGGAUGAUGAUGAUGAUGAUAAUAAUGAUGAUGAAGAUGAUGAUAAACAUGAUAGUCCACCAAUGAGUAUGAAAUUAGAUAGUAGUAAUGCUGGUGAUACUAAAAAAGAUAAUAAUAAAAAUAUUAUUAAUGAAAAAGAAGAAGUAACAAAGCCAGUUGGUUCAUUGGAUAUAAUGGCACAACAAUUAAAAUUUGUUGCAUGUUUAAAAAUUUUAAUGGAAGAAUUAUCAACACUUGCAACUGGUUUUGAAGUUGAUGGUGGUCAAUUACGUUAUCAAUUAUAUGUAUGGCUUGAACGUGAAGUUGAUGCACUUCGUCAACUUUGUAGUUACAGUGUUAAUUCAGAUGGUGAUGUUAUAAAUGUUACUGAAUAUGAUAGUGCUAUUGCUGAUGAUGUUGCACCAUAUAAACCAGGUGAACAGCCAACAUUACAUGAAAUUUUAGUUGCUGAAAAAUUUGAUUUUGAAGCUAAAGUACAAAGAGCUGCAAGAAGAAAAAAAUGGCUCAAGGCAAAUGAAACAUUACUAAGAACAUUGUUAUCUUAUUGUUCAUUGCAUGGUGCAUCUGGUGGUGGUUUAGCAUCAGUUAGAAUGGAAUUAGUAUUAUUACUUCAAGAAUUACAACAAGAAAAAACUCAACAACAAUUAUUAAGUCCAUUACCAUUUCCAACAACAUUACCAUUAUUAAGUGCAAGUGUUGCAUGUAAUAAAACAGUUGUUGCUGAUCCAGUACGUCAUUUACAAUCACUUGCUCAUGAUAUGUUACAAACAUUAGUUGAAUUACGUAAUACACCAACACCAAAUCGUAAUACUCAUUAUUGUGAAGUAUUUAUAAUGCGUGAUUUAGCUGUUGCAUUAAGUGCUUGUAUUUAUCAAUCAUUAUGUGAUUCAGAUACAUUUGUUAUGAAACAUCAACAACCAGAUAAUUUUCCAGCAGCAGUUAGUGAAAUUGAAUCAUUUUCUGGUGGUCAUUUAGUUGCAUCAAAUCGUUAUGGACGUAGAUAUUCAAUGGAUGAAAGUAUAUCAAUAACAACAUUACCAUCAAAAUGGCCAGGUGUUACUAAUCUUCGUGCUUUACUUGCACGUGAAAAAGAUGAAGAUACACCAAAAUUAAAUAUUCUAUUAUGUGAAACAUUUGUUGCAACUUAUAUGAGUUUAUUUGUAUAUGCAUUAUCAAGUUGUGAUAGUCAUAUACUUUAUCGUUUAGUUGGACAAAAAUUUGAUAAUAAUACAUGGUCAUGUUUAUUUGGUGGUGGUGUUAAAAAAUUGGUUAAAAUAGCAUCAAGUUCUAGUGGUGGUAUAACAACAACAACACCAACAACAACAACAAGAUCAAGUGGACCAAAUAUUAGUGUUGAAAGAACUGAUAGUAUAUCUGGUGAUAUACAAGCUGCUGCUGGUGGUGUAUGGAAUACAAUAACAAAACAACGUAAUAAAUUAAAUAUGAAAUUACUUGGACAAUUUAGUACACAACAACCAAGUAUUAAAGAAGAUAAACCAACAUAUCGUGAACAAUUUGUAUCACCACAAAUGAGUAUGGUAUCAUAUUUUUUAAUGAAACCAUUAAUACAAAGUGAAUAUGCUGAUGAAAUUGAUUAUGAUUCAUCUGAUUCAGCAAUAUCUGAUCUUGGUUCAUCAGAUGAAGAAGAAGAUAUAUUUGAUACAAAUAUUAAACCAAAAAAUAAACCAAAAGAUAAUAUUGAACAUUCAAAUCCAAAUGGUUAUAGUUGGUCAAUAAUGAGAUUAGCUAUUGUUAAAAUAUUACAAAAACAAUUACAAGAUUUUUUAACUGUUGCCGGUAUUGAAAUGCAAGAAUUACCAGUUAGUUCACCAUUGAUACAUGGUACACUUGGUAUUGCAGCACAAUGGCAAGAAACAUUAAAAGAUGAACUUGAAACAAAAGGACCACCACCAGUUAAUUAUAUACCUGGUUGUACACCAGAUCCAAUACCAACACCAGGUAAACCAGCAAUACAUAAAUAUCGUUCACUUCUUGAAAAAGGUAAUACACCAUUUAAUACAAGAUUAGCAUCAGCAGCACCAGCAAAUAGAUUAUGGGCAUAUCUUGUUAGACAAGAAUCUGUACAAGAUAUAUUUAUAAGAGCUGUAUUUGGUAAAAGAAGAUCAUUAUCAUCAAUAUUAGAUAAUCAAAUGGGUAUUGAUAGCACAACAAGAGGAGGAGGUGGUACUGGUGAAGAUAAAACAAGUGAAAAUGGUGCUACAACAAAUAUUCCUGAACCAGUUAGAAUUAUUCAUAAAGAACAAGAUAGUAUUAGUGCAUUUUGUUUAAAUCAAGUUAAUGCUGGAUUAAUGGCACUUGCAACACCACGUGAAGUACAAGAAAUGGAUAUAUCAUUACUUUUAGAGCUUCCAUCAUGGCUUGAAGAUGAAUGUGAAUUUGAUAUUAUUAAUCUUAAUAAAUCAAUUGAUCUUGAGCCAGUACCACCAAGUAGUUUUCUAGUCAUACAGACUGCAGCUGAUCGACCGUUACUUGCACAAAGUCCAACAUCAAAUAGUCCUCAACCACAAUCAGGAAUUGCCAGUCAGAGUGGACGUGGAGCAAGUGUGAUGAAGGGGAUGCCCGCUUUUCCUGGCUCCCACGACCUGCGCUUCUGUCAGUUUGUCGCUGAUAGGAGCAAACACUUGUUAAAGCCGAUAUUGAAGCAUAAAAUUGAUGGAAUAAGAAGAGUUUCAGCACAUCCACUUUUGCCUCUGUACUUAACUGGAUCACAAGAUGGUUCAGUAUCAUUGUGGGAAUGGGGUCAUCAAACAGCAGUUGCAACACCAAGACCAGCUGGUACAUUUGCAAAAGUAACUCGUGUACGUUUUGCUCAACAUGGUAAUAAAUUUGGUGUUGCUGAUUCUGAUGGUCAUCUAAGUCUAUUUCAAGUUGCAUGCAGAGAAGGAACUGCAAGACCAUUUUUUAAUUAUCAAUGUCACAGUAAAGUUACAUCUGAUUUUGUCUUCCUUGGUGCUUGUAGUCUUGUUGCAACAGCUGGUCAUGGAUCUGAAGGAAGAAAUGUUGCAUUAUGGGAUACAUUAUUACCACAAAAUAAAUCACUUGUACAAGGUUUUACAUGUCAUGAUCAAGGUGCAAGCUCUGUUAUACUUGCACCACAACAUCAAUUAUUAAUAAGUGGUGGUAAAAAAGGUGAUAUUAAUAUAUUUGAUGUUAGACAAAGACAACAAAGACACAGAUUUCAUGCUCAUGAUUCGGCAAUUAAAUGUUUGGCACUUGAUCCACAUGAAGAAUUUUUCGUCAGUGGUGCUGGUGAUGGAGACAUCAAGGUCUGGGCUUUGACAGUUCACACGUUGAUGUAUUUCUUCCCUGGUGAACAUCCAAGAUCAAGUUUUUUCAAAAAUAUUGGCCAAGGUGUUACACAAUUACAUGUUGAUUCAGCUGGACGACUAUUUUCAUGUGGUGCUGAUGGCUCAAUGAAAGUACGACAAUUGCCUGAACGUGACUGUGUUGUUCAAACAAUUUAAAAAUAAAUAAAUAAAAAUGUUAAAAAAUAAUUAAUUAAUUAAUAAUAGUAAGUAAAUAAAAAAAUAAAUCACAACCAAAGUUACAUUCAUAAAAUUUAAGACCAAUGAUCAAAGUAAUGGGAGGAGAAAAAAAAAAUAUUAAUAAUUGAAAAAAAAGGAAUAAAACAAUUUAAUUGAUUAUUAAAUUUUUAUAAUUAAAAAAAA
Molecule: messenger RNA, 11218 nt
Organism: Aphidius gifuensis
Lineage: Eukaryota; Metazoa; Arthropoda; Insecta; Hymenoptera; Braconidae
Gene: Rbcn-3A
Product: dmX-like protein 2
Exons: 14
Coding region: 584-11014 (3476 amino acids)
Biological process (GO): vacuolar acidification
Cellular component (GO): RAVE complex
Molecular function (GO): protein binding
Source: RefSeq, a predicted model, not a curated record